AUGCCGCGGAAGCGGACGAGAGACGAGAUGGAGGCCUCGGAGCCUCCAGCACAGCAAACACCAGACACACCUCUCAUCACGAAGAUAAGAAAUAUGUGGGAGUUCGCCAGUGUCAUGCAGUUCAUUCAAAUUUUUGGUAGUGCAGUCCGGAUCGACCCUGACUUCGAUAUUGAGGACUUUGAGGAAGAAUGUCUGAAGCCAACUCCGUCGGAUAAGCUCGAAGAGAUCGGGCUCACCCUUCUGAAAUGGAUCUCGUCCUUCCGUGGACUCGAACUCAGCAACUGGGACGAGUACACACGGCGGCAAUAUGAAGCUAAGGCUCCACACCUCAGCCCCUACGGUACCGAAGAAGAUCUCAAGCACUUCCGAGACUUCGAUAUCGGCCUCAAGAUUCGCGUUCUGCACCAACUAACAAUAUGGGUCUUCUGGAACCCAGAUCGCAUUAAGGAGCGGAUGCCUGAAGCAACAGACGCUCGUCAAACAGAAUGGAGAGUUGAGGAAUUCGGUUGGGAUCGUGAUGACCGCUCGUACUACGUCCUCGAUGACAACCGCCUCUACCGUCGCACCGAACCAAGCCUGCCUCCUACCCCAAAGGCUGCACCGAAAAAGACCUCGAAGAAGGCUCAAGCUGCCCGGCGUCGUGCAAGCAAGAGACAGAAAUUGGAGAAUUCCUCAUCGCCCGAGCCUCAGGAUGACGAAGUCGAGCAGGAAAACGAAGAUUCUGCGCAAGACACUCACGUCGGCACACCCUCCGGCCUAGACGUCAAUACUUUGGGUGGAUAUACAUGGGAAUGCAUCGCCAUCACCUUAGCAGAAUACCAGGCGUUCGUCGAGUCGAUAAAGAAAACAAAAGACCCCAAUGAGAAGUCGAUGCGGGACCGCUUGGUGUCCGAUAUCAUCCCUCUCAUUGAGCUGCCGAGGAUAAGCAACGCCGCAAGAUGGAACGCCAUGGCUACCGCAAAACGAUCAAGUCGCAUCGCCGGCAAGCAGGAACGAGAGAAGGCCGAACGUGAAGCAGAGGAGGCCGAGCGCAAACGUCGUGUCGACCUCGCCGCAGCACGUCGCGAGCAAGAGAGACUUGAGCAGAUGGAGGAUGAGCGCAACUCCCGCAUGAUGACGAGAGAACAGCGCAUCAAGGAUCGCGAAUACAAGCGAAUACUAGCGGAAGAGGAGCUCGCUCGAUCAGCUGCCGUGGAAGAGGCUAUCGCAAAUGGAGAGGCCCGCGGCUCUGAACGACAAAUUAAGGAGCGCCUGGCCAGAAAUAAGAAGAAGCUGGAUGAGAUCAUCAGCGAGGAGGAUGAAGACAACUGGAUGUUCGACUGUUCUGGAUGCGGUCUCAACGGCAUCAACAAAGAUGACGGCUCACACAGCAUUUCAUGUGAGCGAUGCAAAGUCUGGCAGCAUUCCAAAUGCUUGAAGAUCUCGGAGAAGGACGCCGAUAGAGACGACUUCCACUUCAUCUGCCGCCGCUGCCACAAGAAGGAGGAGGAUGCCAAGCGUCCGAAGAUAUCGCUGAAGUUCAAGACUGGUCAAUCAUCGUCCUCACCGCCACAGAACAAUUUGCCACAGCCAUCUCCUUCUCCUCGCAAGCAGGUCUUCACUGGCGUCGAGGUACCUCGGGUGCUUCUCAAGCCAGACCGACGGAGAAUGGCCACCAUGCGCCGUCGCCUGCUUAUGGGCCACGUCCGCCAUCUGCCGGCCAGAAUGGCUCUCAAGUAUCCUUUUGUCGUCUCUCCAUAUCAGCAAGCAGGAAGUCCACCACUGCAGACAAACCCAAUGGGCAGUCCACCCUUACAGUCAGGACAGCCCUGGGGUCCUCCUCCACCACAGCAGUAUGCACAACCCCGACCGUCCUCAUCUGGAUACCAAUAUUCCAACCAAGGCCACUCACAUGCCCCACCUCCCCAACCUGUCUAUCCGACCCAAUUUUCACAGACCUUCGAUCCAGCCACUGGUCCGCGACCACCCUCUUCUGGCGGAGGCUCACGUCCAACCUCGUCUCAUGGCCAAGUGAAUGGAACGACACCUGCUGCACAGCUACCGUCUCCUGUGGUCAACCGUCCAGUCAUUUCGCCCAGUCAGGGAAAUUACGAUGUUGGUCCCGUCGCAGGCAUUCCGCCACACAACAGACAACCUCAACGCACUCCUAGCUUCACGAAUGGCACGCCCGCACCGCUUGCUCGACAGGAGUCGUAUUCUUCUUCACCACCAUUGUCCGGCCUAUCGCCAAGCAAGAAUCCGACACCACGUGCUCAGAACUACCAAGCCACACCAGCCCAUCAGAACGGCACAAGCCUUCCGCCACCUUCAGCUAUUCCCGUCAAGCCAGUCACCUCGCCGGUUGCUGCGACUCAGCGGACUGUCAGUGGCACACCUAUCUUCCCUCCAAGCGAGAAACUCGCUCCUACACCCGACCGUGGUCACCUUGGUCCACAGCCAACGCCGAGCAAGCAUGAGAUCCCGGUGCCCAAUCACAUGAACGCCAAUGAUGGAGACGUUGUUAUGAACGGCACCCAAGACCACGAAUUGUCUUCUGCUCAGCGACCACACGCUGAGACCAUUGAGCAGAAUGGCCAGCAUGAGUCGUGA
Molecule: messenger RNA, 2589 nt
Organism: Cyphellophora attinorum
Lineage: Eukaryota; Fungi; Ascomycota; Eurotiomycetes; Chaetothyriales; Cyphellophoraceae
Exons: 6
Coding region: 1-2589 (862 amino acids)
Biological process (GO): regulation of DNA-templated transcription
Cellular component (GO): RSF complex
Source: RefSeq, a predicted model, not a curated record